Symbiodinium sp. CCMP2456 is the source of this 296-nucleotide messenger RNA. The record is from the annotation of a GenBank genome assembly. Lineage: Eukaryota; Dinophyceae; Suessiales; Symbiodiniaceae.
GCGGCGCUUCGAAGAAGGCCUGGGGACGAAGGUUUCACAUCACAUCAAACGUGCCUGACCCUACCGGGGAGACGUAUCAGCAAAUCUUUCCUGUUUGGACCAUUGCGGUCACGAAGAACCAGAGACAGUUGGCCACAGCAACCAGUGACAACAGGAUCAAUCUCUGGUGCCUUGUUACACAUCAGCUGCUUGCUCCUCUCAUCGGACAUGCAGACACGAUUUGGCGCUUGGCCUACUCACCUGAUGACUUGCUACUGGCAUCCACGAGUGCUGAUGGCACAGUGCGGUUGUGGGAG